AUGGCGGAGAACGAAUCCCGUUUUACCCUUACGAGCGUGGCCGUCGUGUGUCGCCACUUGCUCGGGAUACAAGCGCUUCCACAUGUGGUACAUCUCAUCCAAGAGUUUACGGAGAAUACAUCACAACGGGCGUUGUUGGGUGUGUUGGAAGAAGGGAACUAUCAUCUAUUCACCCGAGUACUUCACGCUGUGGACGAGAGUUUAAACAUGAUUCAUCACGAGAAGCUGCGCCAGUAUCGAUAUGCCAUGCAGCUGGUUCCAUGCAAAAUGACUUUGGAGGAAGGCGCGUUGGGGGCGAUGCAGCAGUUAUACGAUCGAUACUCCGGUGCUCUGGACGACGAGGCAGCCAGUUAUAUCGCUAAAACUGCAGAACUGCCAAUGAUGAAAUGGCUGUACAAGGUUAAACCUCGACUCUUCAAGGAUUUUCCAGCUUGCAAGGGUCACAUUUUCAUGCACGCCUCGCUGAAGGGUCGAGGCGAUGUCAUUCGCUGGUUGGUGAAGCUUUUUCCUGAUGCUGUGUGGAGUCUAGUCAACGCGGCUCGAGGUGGCCAUCUGAAAGUACUGAAGUGGCUGACGAAACGUACAAACUGGGAUGAUAAUUCGUGGCUACACAACAACAGAACAGAAGGAUGCACUAGUGCUGCAAUGGACGAAGCUGCUAGAAAUGGCCACUUGGAUGUGUUAGAGUGGCUCCACGCUAAUCGAAGCGAAGGAUGCACGCCACAAGCGAUGAAAAACGCAGGAAGCGGCAAAGGGCAGUGGUCUAAAAGCACGAUGGACGCAGCAGCAGGUCGUGGACAUCUCGACGUCGUCAAGUUUUUGCAUGAGAAUCGACAUGAUGGUUGUACCAAAGAGGCCAUGAAUACGGCAGCACGGGAAAAUCACCUGGAAGUGGUCAAGUUUCUGCAUGGAAACAGAAGGGAAGGGUGCACGAAAGCAGCGAUGAACGCAGCAGCGAAAAAUGGCCACUUGGAAAUGGUGAAAUGGCUUGUUGAGAAUCGACGUGAGGGCUGUACGAAAAGUGCACUGCCUGCAGCAGCUCUUGGCGGCCAUCUGAAGAUCAUGAAGCUGCUGCAUGCGAACUACAACUUUGACUGGUCCCAUAAGGCGAUCGACGACGCGUCGUCGGCAGGACACACGGAGGUCGUGAAAUGGUUGUAUUAUCGCUUAAACCAGACACUUCACAAUUUUGCGGCCAAUACGUCCGUCUACUAUGUUGGAUGCGGAAAUGGGAAUCCCGAGGUGGCGAAGUGGUAUAUUGACCACCACGGAAACCCCCGCAAGCGCAAGCGGUAG
Phytophthora infestans T30-4 is the source of this 1296-nucleotide messenger RNA. RefSeq lists its product as uncharacterized. NCBI's taxonomy places the organism in Eukaryota, Oomycota, Peronosporomycetes, Peronosporales, Peronosporaceae. The record is from RefSeq and is a predicted model, not a curated record. Gene Ontology annotation, molecular function: protein binding. The transcript is spliced from 4 exons. The coding region runs from base 1 to 1296 and encodes 431 amino acids.